This is a messenger RNA of Xylona heveae TC161, 2167 nucleotides long. Its product is annotated as p53-like transcription factor. The coding region runs from base 292 to 2025 and encodes 577 amino acids. Gene Ontology annotation, biological process: meiotic cell cycle; positive regulation of transcription by RNA polymerase II. Lineage: Eukaryota; Fungi; Ascomycota; Xylonomycetes; Xylonales; Xylonaceae. The record is from RefSeq and is a predicted model, not a curated record. Gene Ontology annotation, molecular function: DNA binding; DNA-binding transcription factor activity. Gene Ontology annotation, cellular component: nuclear chromosome. The transcript has a single exon.
CAGCAGCUAAACAAUCACCAUGGAGGGCUACGAUGCCAUGACGGCCAUGUCUUACCUGCCGGCCACGAGUUUAGGCAUUGGCGGCGUGGACUCUAUGCAACUGCUUGACUUGGUCGACCCGCAGAAUAACAGUUUGGAGACGGAUACCUAUGUUGGGUAAGCUCACGCUUCACUGUAAAUUAUUACUCUGCUAUCGUCGUCGACACAUAUCGAUGCGAUUGCGAUAUGCAUGCGCCAGAAUGCAAGACCAAAUAUUAACUCAACCUGCGUUGAUCUAGGAGCGAAGAUGCCAUGGCAUUCGCCCCGCCGCCAUCGAUGCCGCCGCAUUCUCAUCCUAACCUUUCUCGAUAUGCUCCCAGCGCAUUAGAUGAGCCCUAUUCAGAUGCCGCCAGCGCCUAUGAUUCAACUGUGCGGGAUCACAUGAUGCCCGAGAGCCCAUCAAUUGAUCGCGACAAUAAGCUUCUCAGUUUUAGUACCCCAACUUACAAUUACACGCUCCUGGAUUUCAGCGGAAUGCGGACAUCAGUCUCGAUAACUGCGCAGUUACAUGGCAUGUUCUUCCUUGCCGAAUCGCCCUGGGCUACUACAGGAGAACCGUCCAAGCCAGCGACGGAAUUGACCUGUUAUCGAAGGAACCUUUUCCAAAUCUCUGGACAAAUUACCAUGUCACGGACCAUGCAGUGUAUCAUGACCGAGCAAGGGGAGCGUAUCCCUAUCAUCGGACAAGACCUAGCCAUAUCUGCCACUGAAUCCGUCGAAGGAAAUCCCGUCAAGGUCAUUUCAGUCCCAUGGAAGACCCCCACAUUGAAUGGACAAAUCCCAGAAGAUAAAACAGAAAAGGAGCCUCCGCCUUUACCCAUUGACCUCAAUUCAACAGACGUUGAAGCUGAAUACGCUACAUUUCCCAUUGCAUGGAAACGUCUUCAAUUCCGUAUUGCCACGGCGAACAAUGGCCGAAGAAAGGAACUCCAGCAACAUUUCGUCGUGCAUAUAAAACUCAUGGCGACCCUUGCCACUGGAAACAAAGUAUCCGUUGCCGAAGCUCAUUCCGGCGCCAUCAUCGUACGCGGCAGAAGCCCCCGCAACUUUCAAUCACGCAAGGAUUUUCCGCUCAACGGCGGCGGCUCGACAUCGCGCAAGCAUCAACACGGCCCAUCUGGAGGUAGCUUGUCACGGACAUCGACAGGGGAGUCAGGACAGCAGCAGCAGCAUCCGGCUCCAUCCAGCGCCACUCCCGCCACGACUGGCACUCUGACAUCAGAUACCGGAAUUGGACCAGUGACAGGACCAGGUCCAACAUCAACACCUGCAGCAGCAGUGGCGGUCACAGGGGCCCCUGCGGCGGACAUGUCGAUGACUUCACAACAAAUAGCUUUCCAAUACGACCCGCAUGACCUGCAAAUGUCCCCCGGAUUUGUCGAUUGGGUCAAACUAUCGACACAGAACCAGCCUGGCUCGCUCACCGCCAUCCCCAAUCAAAACUACCAAAAUCCCACCCACAAACCUUCCAACGCCCGCCAGUCUCCCGUCUACGCACAGUCCAGUCCCGAAGCUUCACGCUACUCUACCAGCAUGGCCAGCGCCAUGCGCGUUCCUGCUCCCAUAAACCUCUCCCUCACCGACGACCAUCCUCCUCAACAAUCACUCUCUCAAAAACGCCAAUCCAUGGGCAUCACGAAUAGUGGUGGUUGUGCUUUUACGAGCUCGGCCAUGCCCAACUCCUCAUCAUCUGCCAAUGCAUCAGCGGCGCAACAGUCGGCACAGAGUCUCCGCUCUAACAAAACACCCCGCCUAUCCUCCAUUCCCCGUCCUCCUUCCUUUUCAUCAAAGUUCCUCGGCAGUCCCGACGAAAGCGCCGACUCGCUUUACGAGUACUUCCCCCUCGGUCUCGACGAUUGGAUGCCCCCCGUCGAUGCAGUCUACCGGCCGCAUGUAGUCCAUCAUACGAAUAUGCCAAAGGAUCCAAAAGCCAUGGCCGUCAGGAGUCGAUCGAAACGAUAUUUUUCAGAAGAUCAUCAGGCGUGAUGUCCGAUAUUGGAUUACCUGGGUUCCGAAUUCUGCGUUGGGUCGGGUCCAAAUAAGCGCAUCUUCACACCAUAUCUUUACCUAACAUACUCCCCCUUAUCGGCUUCCUCUACUUUACUCUACCUACCUUACCUAUUGACCU